UUCUCCUCCUCCUCUCUCUCUCUCUCUCUCUCUCUCUCUCUCUCUCUAAUAUUUGGCCAUUAAUGGGAGAUGAGAAAUUGCCCUCUCCUACUCCCAUGACUUCCUCAAGAGACAGAGAUCGAGAACUUCUUAUACCAGUUGCCGAGUCCCACGAAGAUGGUGAUUCCAAACCCUCUUCCUCUUCUUCUGCAACUUCUUCACACCACUCAGGAAGAGAGGCGUUCUGUAAGGUUGUUCGAAGUUGGGCUUCAAAAAAGUUCAUGACAGGAUGUGUCAUUCUUUUUCCGAUAGCCAUCACUUUCUAUAUUACUUGGUGGUUUAUUCAUUUCGUGGAUGGGUUCUUCUCCCCAAUAUAUGCGCAACUUGGAAUGAACAUAUUUGGGCUCGGAUUCAUAACUUCCAUUACCUUUAUUUUCUUGGUCGGUGUGUUCAUGUCAUCAUGGCUCGGAACAUCUGUUCUUGGUCUUGGGGAAUGGUUUAUAAAGAGGAUGCCCCUUGUGCGUCAUAUAUACAAUGCUUCCAAACAAAUCAGUGCUGCCAUCUCACCUGAUCAGAAUAGCCAAGCAUUCAAGGAAGUGGCUAUAAUUAGACAUCCACGAGUCGGUGAAUAUGCAUUUGGCUUCAUUACAUCUGCUGUCGUUCUUCAGAGUUACUCUGGUGAGGAGGACCUCUGUUGUGUUUAUGUCCCAACAAAUCACCUCUACAUUGGCGACAUUUUCCUUAUCAACUCAAAUGAUGUAAUCAGACCAAACUUAUCUGUUCGAGAAGGAAUCGAGAUUGUGGUUUCGGGUGGAAUGUCAAUGCCCCAAAUACUUUCUACAUUGGAUUCACAAGCCAUCCAAAUAGAUAGAACUAGGGCUGGCAGAAGUUGAUAUGGAAGUUAACUUUGGAUCUCCAAACCGUUGGGGUUUAUGCCUUCAUCCCUCGCCUUUUUUCCUUUGCCUGGGCUAUCAGACUUCUAGCUGGUGAAUGGUAUGUUUUUUUGAGACGGCUAUGGCAAGUCUUGAUGAUUUGUAACAUGUUUUCUUGUAUUUUAGUUCCCUAAGAAUUACUUUUUAGGUUAGAGUAAAAUGAGGAUUGAUAGGGUUUAAUAGCUUGGUUUGUAAACUUUGGUUUUUUUUUUUGUUUUGGGUGUUAUUUCUUAGACACUUGAAUGCCUUUCUGGUUCUGUCCUUUGAGCCUGGAGCUCAUUUCUUUACAAUUUCUUUUUUCUUUUUUGAGGACUUUGUGAGAUGUAUAUAUAUUAAGAAAGUAUAUAAAGAGACCAUUUACUUUAAA
Molecule: messenger RNA, 1278 nt
Organism: Amborella trichopoda
Lineage: Eukaryota; Viridiplantae; Streptophyta; Magnoliopsida; Amborellales; Amborellaceae
Product: protein LIKE COV 1
Cellular component (GO): Golgi apparatus
Source: RefSeq, a predicted model, not a curated record